Molecule: messenger RNA, 1362 nt
Organism: Tachysurus vachellii
Lineage: Eukaryota; Metazoa; Chordata; Actinopteri; Siluriformes; Bagridae
Gene: rnf41l
Product: ring finger protein 41, like
Exons: 8
Coding region: 226-1131 (301 amino acids)
Source: RefSeq, a predicted model, not a curated record
CCAGGACUACAUCAACCCUUACACCGGUCAUGUGAUCCCAGCAGGGGAGAGAGACCUCCGGUGGGGUUCCUGUACUGUGUAUCAUGGAUGUUUGUGUGUGUGCACAGCAGAGCUGGCAGCCAUGUUGUUCCUAAGGCAACCCAAAGCUUACCUACUGUAAGUUGGUCUUGUAAGAAGAUCAGAGCAUGAAACAGAAAGUCAGGUGCCAUCACUUGGUCUGGCAGCAUGGGUUAUGAUGUGGAGCGUUUUGUGGGCUACGUGAACGAAGGCUUGUUGUGCUGUGUGUGUCGUGACGUGUUGGAGGAUCCUCUACAGGCUCCAUGUGAGCAUGCUUUCUGCAGUACCUGCAUUCAUGCCUGGCUUGUGAACCAUCAGAACUGCCCCGAGGAUCGACUCUCUCUUAGCAUCGCAAACCUGCGGCCGCUCUACAGAUAUAUGCGGAAUGACUUGGCAAGGCUCCAGAUGAAGUGCAUUUAUCGCCCACAAGGUUGUGAGGUCAUUUGUGCAUUGGAGUCCAUACAUCAGCAUGAGGAACAGUGUUUCUUUGCUCUGUUUAGUUGUAGCAAUGCAGGGGAGGAGUACUUGUGUUACCGCUGUGGUUGUCCAGUGCAGGUAUCUCAGCAUUCUCUGGAGGCGCACUUGUGUGUGUGUGAGUCCUACAACAGAGUGUGUGCAAGAGGGUGCGGACACACGCUAUCAGACACGGACGAGGCUCAGCACAACUGCGUCUCUGAGCUCCGAGCUGAGCUGGAUUUGCUGAGGACUGAAUUGGACUGUAAGGUUGAGGAAGUGAGACGUGAGAUGGAGUCCCGGCUGGAUGCUCAGAGGAGACACAUGGUACAGAAGGAGAGCUUACUGAAAAACGAGGUGGAUGAGCUCAAGGGCCAGCUGUCGCGUGUGGUGUCUGACGUGUGUGCAUUACUGGGAGCAGAGCAAACUCGCAGGCAAGAGCUGGAGAGGGCUGAGCUUGAGAAAGCAGAGCUUCUCGAACGGUUGAAGAACGAGGUUCUUAAACCAGGCAGGGCUUCUCAAACAGUGAUGCGUCAAGAUGACGAGCAUCGUAAGCAAAACCUGCACAGCCUAACUUUAGACUGCCUCAAGAGGAAGAGUAGAGACGUCACGGUUCUCUGAAAACCAGCACACACGACUGCAUAAGCAGUUUGAGAUCCUGCAAACUGCCAAAUCCUUCUGUUGCAGAUACAUGCUGCUAACCAACUCGAAUUCAACAACAUUUUUUGUAGCAUUUUUUUUUUUUUUUUUUUACAAAAAAUUAAGAGGCGAUCAUAUUAUCUGAGCAGUUUUAUAAAAUGUGCAAGAAUUUUCCAAAACAGAUUAAAUAAUUAGGCACUUUUGAAUAUUUUC